Lactuca sativa (garden lettuce) is the source of this 1799-nucleotide messenger RNA. RefSeq names its product DNA mismatch repair Msh6-like protein. The record is from RefSeq and is a predicted model, not a curated record. Lineage: Eukaryota; Viridiplantae; Streptophyta; Magnoliopsida; Asterales; Asteraceae. Gene Ontology annotation, biological process: auxin-activated signaling pathway.
UCUCUUUAUAAAGCCAGCAUACAGCAUAAUGUGGUGAGAACCACCAUUAACCACUCUCUCUUUCUCUUUCUCUUUCUCUUUCUCUCUCUAUCUCCCGUCAUCAUCAAGAAACCCCUGUUUUCCAUUUCACUUCAGUGGGUUCUCUACAACCCAAAUCAUUCACUCUUGUCCACUGUGUUCCCUUCUCAAUCUCCAUCUUCACUCAUUGCAACGACACGCAAAUCACCCGUUGCCCUUUUUUACCCAUACUUGAAAAUGUGUUCCCAUUUGUUUUUAUCUUGAUAUCUGCUGAAUAUUUUCCACUUGAUUCACAUCGAUUGAGAGAUCAUGGACACUACUACAGGUAGGUAUCAGUAUAGAAAUAGACCCGUGAGAGAUAAUCAUCCCUCUUUCUCGUCUUCCUUGCUCGAUGAGAUCUACCGUUCCAUCGAUGAGCGAGAUGACCGAGAGUUGAUGGUUUAUAGAGAAUCCAAGAGGGAGAAACACAGCAGUUUCUCCAUUAAAGACUGCUUUCAUGAUAAUGGUGAAGUUCAACAACAGAGUCGGAUUCAGAAAUGGAUGGACAAAGAAGUGCACGAAACAAUUGUCGUUAGAAGAAGAUCGGGCGCCGAUUACAAUAGAAAUUCUCAGCAAACCGAACGCGACUCCCGUUACUUCAAUUCGAGCUCCAGCUCUUCCGAUUCAAGCUGUGCCGGAGGUUUUUCUUCGUCGGAAGCUGAAUCAGUUUACGGCGUAUCAUCAAGGCCUAAACCUAUCCGUAUAACCACGAAUCGAAAUGAUGAAUACAGCACGAGAGAGAAACAGAGGAACACUUAUGGCCAAAAGUACCAACUCGAAGAUUACCAAUCAAAACCAAAACACGAAGGCAAGUUCGUGAGGACAAAAUCGAGAGCAAUGAAGAUCUAUGGCGACCUAAAGAAGGCGAAGCAACCAAUUUCUCCAGGGGGUCGGUUGGCAACUUUUCUAAACUCACUUUUCACUACAGGCAACGCGAAGAACACUAAGCUUUCAUCCUCCUCCGCCGGAGGUUACGACGACGCCAUCGAUCACAUCGACAGAAAAUCAAAAUCCGCCAAUGCAUCAACAUGUUCAUCCGCAUCGUCAUUUUCUCGAUCGUGUUUGAGCAAAACUCCAUCAUCCAGAGGAAAAUUGAGCAAUAACAAAAUGAGAUCUGUGAGAUUCUACCCAGUGAGUGUGAUCGUCGACGAAGACUGUCAACCGUGCGGACACAAAUCUCUGUACGGAGAAGAAUCAAAUCUACCGACAAUCAACUUUGUCAAAAAUCCUAUUACUGAAGAGUUUAAAUUACAUUCAACUGAGAAAACCCGUCGCAUUGAAGAAGCUGCAAGGGAGUUGUUGAGGAAUUACCAGAAAAAAGUGGAAUGCGAGUUCGAUUUGAUCAAGAGCAAUGUUAAAGGGAACAACGAUAUAAACAUGAACUACGACGACGAUGAAGAUGACGAUGCCGCCAGCCAUACCAGCUCCGAUCUUUUCGAGCUCGAGAACCUUUCUGCAAUCGGAAUGGAAAAAUAUCGAGAUGAAUUGCCGGUAUACGAAACAACUCAUUUGGAUACGAAUAUAGCCAUAGGUAAAGGCUUCUUCAUGUAAUUGAACAAAAAAUUAGGUUAUUGUUAGUUAUUUUGGUGUGUUGGGGGGGUUUACGUGAAGAUAAAUUAGAAGUAAAAUAAAUUCUCUUUUUUUGUUAUAUUUGAAUUAGGUAAAAGGUAUGUUUAUGAAAUGAAGUUGUAUUUCUUUUAUCAAUUUAGGUUGCAAAAUGAAUUGCUCAGAUUAUGUAGUUA